Molecule: messenger RNA, 1092 nt
Organism: Haliotis rufescens (red abalone)
Lineage: Eukaryota; Metazoa; Mollusca; Gastropoda; Lepetellida; Haliotidae
Exons: 1
Coding region: 1-1092 (363 amino acids)
Source: RefSeq, a predicted model, not a curated record
AUGCAUUACCUGGAUGACUUCCUAACCGGGGGCACAGCAGGCACCAGCCACUGCUCAGACAACCUCAACGGAUGCGUGAAUAGACUAGAACAGCUUGGGGUCCCUAUUGCACACGACAAGACGGUGGGCCCCACGACUAAACUGACAUUCUUAGGGCUGGAAAUCGACACUAACGCAAUGCAGAUCAGAAUCCCAGAGUCCAAGAUCAAGGAGGCGAAAAGGGAAAUCCAAGACAUCCUGUCAACAGGUAACAUCAAGGUCACAAAAAGGACCCUUCAGUCCCUCAUAGGCAAGCUUAACUUUAUGUGCAGGGCUAUACCAAUGGAAAGGGCAUUCAGCCGAAGGCUAAUCGAUCUGCUUAGUAAAGGUAAGCAACCAUUUCACCACAUUAGGAUUACCAGCUGGGUCAAGGAAGACCUACAAAUGUGGUUAACAUUUCUUAUGAGUUAUAACGGCAUUUCAGUGUUUCAGGACCAACUAUGGGUAGACAGCGAUUUCCUCCAGCUGUUUUCAGACACAGCAGGUGGUGCCGGCUUUUGGCCCUACAUGCAGGGCAAAUGGUUUAACGGCGCAUGGCCAACCCAGUGGGUGACGGAUGGAACUACACGGGACUUGACGCUCCUGGAGCUGUUCCCCAUCACACUGGCCAUCCAACUUUCGGGCAAGCAACUUUCAAACAAAAAGGUCCUCUUUUACUGUGACAGCCAAGCCGUCAUAGCAAUAAUCAACAAACAGCCUACCAAGGCCCCCAGAGUGAUGAGCCUACUCCGUCGCCUAAUCCUGCAGUACCUCCGAUAUAAUAUUAUGUUUAAGGCAAAGUAUGUAUGUUUCACUGCUAACACUAUUGCCAAUGCUCUCUCGAGGUUUCAGCUCAAACGCUUCCGACAGGCAGCACCAGCCGCGGACCAGAACCCCAUACCUAUCCCGUGCAACAUAUGGCUGAUCGGAGGCAGGAAGCCGGCAGACUCCUACAACAAUCUCUGUCUACAAAUACAUGGGCCACUUACCAAACAGGCAUCAAUGCCUUGCACCAGUUCCGGUCCACACACCAGCUACAAGAGGUGUGGCCAGUCCCGCUGGAUCAGGUUGUAA